UUCAGCCGCGAGGAGGACCCGGUUCAAAAGUAGCAGCCAUUGUCGCGGCAGGUUGCGCACGCCGGCCGGCCCCGCGGUGGGGCCGCGCGGGGACCGACGCGCGUGGACGCAGGUUUGGAGCCGGGAACCCAUGGCCGGGGCCGCGACGGCCGAGCGGGGCCGCCCGCCGCCCGCCGUCCCCGCGCCCAGCACGGACGGGCUGCCGCGCGCCUUCCUGCAGAGCCUGCGCACUCUCUUCGACAUCCUGGACGACCGGCGGCGCGGCUGCGUGCACCUGCGGGAGAUCGAGUCCCGUUGGCAGGGCGCCGACACGCGCGAGCUGCCACGCGGGGUGCUCGAGGGCCUGCGCCAGGUGGCCCCGGCCAGCGGCUACCUGACUUUCGAGCGCUUCGUGGCCGGCUUGCGCACCUCGCUGCUGAGCGCCGAGGGCGGCCCGCGGGGCCAGACCCGCGUCCGGGCCCGCCCCGGGGACCCGCCGCUGCCGCCUCAGCGCCUGGUGUUCGCGCCAGCCGACGAGCCACGGACCGUGCUGGAGGGCAAGCCCCUGGCCCCGGGCGCGCGCCCUCUGCCCGGCGGACCCGGCGGCGCGGCCCGGAGCCCGGAAAAGCUGUGCGGCCCGGCCAAGGUGGCGGCGUUCCCCGCGGAGCCCGAGCGGCCCCAGAGUGCGGCACUGGAGCGGAGCCCAAGCGCCAACGCUGGUACAGUGGCCUGCAGGGCCCCAGAGGCGGGCUCAGGGGACACCCGGCGGGCACCCCGCACCCGAGGGGAACGGCGGAGGCACACUAUCACUAAUGGUGUGGACUGCGGCCUGCUGAAGCAGAUGAAGGAGCUGGAGCAGGAGAAGGAGGUGCUACUGCAGGGCCUGGAGAUGAUGGCAAGGGGCCGUGAGUGGUACCAGCAGCAGCUGCAGCGGGUGCAGGAGCGUCAGCGCUGCUUGGGCCAGACCAGAGCCAGCACUGACUUUGGGGCUGUGGGAAGCCCUCGCCCCCUGGGACAGCUGCUGCCCAAGGUACAGGAGGUGGCCCAGUGCCUGGGGGAGCUACUAGCUGCAGCCUGUGCUAGCCGGGCUCUACCCAUGUCAUCCUCGGGGCUCCUGUGCCCUGCCCUGGCCCCCGCCUCACCUCCAGCCACAGGCUGGCAGCAGCAGACCAUCCUCAUGCUGAAGGAGCAGAAUCGGCUCCUCACCCAGGAGGUGACCGACAAAAGCGAACGCAUCGCCCGGCUGGAGCAAGAGAAGUGUGCCCUCAUCAAGCAGCUGUUUGAGGCGCGUGCCCUGAGCCAGCAGGAUGCUGGGCCCCUGGACUCCACCUUCAUCUAGCCCAUGCCAACACAGACCCUGGCGCCCGGGGGCUCAUGUGACACAGAGCUCAGCAGGCACUGUUUGAGCCUAGCCUCUCUAGCUGAAGAGCACCCCACCAGCCUGGACACAGCCCUUGAGUGGGUGCCUUUCCUCCUCCCUUGCAGCCUGGACUCCCUUGAGGUCUGUCCCAGGUGGAGUCCAGACAGGUCACGUGCCCAAACACUGACUCAGUUUUGGCCUCAAGGUACUGACCUGGGAGGGACUGUGUUAGACAGGCACAGCCUGAAGCUGCUACUGCCACUGUCAGUGGACAGUGGGGGAUCCCUCCUGGUGUCUGCCAGCUCUCAGGCAUCCUUGGGCAGGGAGUAGCUGUGGCAAUCCUGCACGUGUGCAGCUGUCCAAUCCUGCCUGCCAGGGUCCUGGUCUCCGCGAAAAGGAAUGGGCCACACCAGGCUGCACUUCCGAGAGCGGCCAGCAGAGGGCGCCGGGGGAGCUUGGUGCAGGCACCCGGUCACCACCGGGGCUUGGAAUGGAGGCGUGGCCACAGGCCGUGGGUGUGGCCUGGGGUACCUGGAGCACUCAGGCAGUCAAGAGGCCCAAAGGCAGGUGUCUGUUGCUCAGAUGGAGCAGAUGUCAGGGGCUGGGGGUUGUCUGUGCCCAUGGGAUGGGAAAGCUGGCCACAGGGCUCCUGCCUGGCCAAGGCUGAGCAGGAGUUCGGCUGCAGCUGGAACAGGCCAGGCAUAUUCCUGGAGUAGGGGUCUAGACCUUAGCCUGCUUGUGCCCUCCCCACAGACACCAGACCCUAAAAUGACAUUAGACUUCAACCCUACUGGGCAGGCCUCUGCCCCAGACUCAGAUCCGCAGAGCAGCCUAUGACCUUGGAUCUGCCAGGCAGCUUGGACUAGAUGGCUGGAAUGUGCCUCUCCCUGGGGAGGACAUGCGCCCCAGGAGGAGUAACAGCCUGGAGCCCAUCCUUGAGGUCCAUGGCUCCCAUUCCCAGCUUGGCCUCAGGUUUAGGCAAUUGUGUGUUGGGAGAGGACACUUCAGCCACAAAGAAGCAGAACCAUAGGGCCCAGGAAGAGGCUGGGGACCUCAGUGUCACUCCCUUCCCUGGCCCAUCCUGGGGGGACCCCUGCUCAGCCCAGCCAUGAGGGGCCCUGUGCCACAGGAGCCAAAAAUGGCAUAGCAGUAUCCUUGGUGGGUUGGUGGUCCAGGACCCCAGCACAGACAUAUGAGAGCUACAGGGGCCCUGAGUGCCCAGCACAAUUGGACAUGCUGCCCCAGGGGCAGCUCCACAGAAAAGGCCCAGCAGCUGCAGUGACCCUACAGAGCUCCACUGCUGUUCUGAGCCUGCAUGAGUGGCCCAGUCAGCCCAGGGAUAACCCCCUUCCUCCGAAGAUAGAAGUGUAUUCUGAGGACCUAAACUACCCUAGGCCUACAUCUGGGCAGAAAAGGGAGCUGGUCCUAAGGGGCAAGAUGUGCCCCCAGCACUCAGGUGAAUUUGUGGUGCAAGGAUUCAAUCUUGUGGUUAGGGCAGCACCAGCCAGGGAGAAGCCCCCUUCGUCCAUGUGCCCCAAGUCCCACUGAAUCUGUCCCUGAGGGGGCCAGCCACUCCCUGGGAACUCUCAGCCUGACUUCUUCGUAGAACUGGAGGCAGGAGACAGUGUCUGCCCCAGGGUGACGUCCAUCAGACCUCUGACAGGAUAUUGGACCCUUCAGCUAAAGAAUGAACAGGAAACGAUCCAGUGCCUCAGAAAAGCUGUCUUUCUUAGCUUUGGUGUCCCAUGCAGGGUGAAAAAACAGAUCCUCCAGGUGUUCAGCCUGAAAUCAGACUAUGUGUGUGGUCCCAGCCUGGUAGGGCCCAGGUUACCUGUAGAAGCCAAUGCAAGUGCUCUCUGGAGCCUGGGCCUAGUAACUUCUAGGGCAGGGAGGUCUCCAUGGAGGAGGCAGCCGUCACUACAGGACAAGAGUGGCAUCCCUGACCUUGUCCACUAGAUGCCAGCAGUGUGCACAUGCGUGCCUUCAGUCGUGACUACCAGAAACGUCCUAGAUGUUAAAUAUCCCCUAGGGGACAAAAUCACACCUGGUUGAGAAUCUGCACUAAAGGAACACAGUCUCACCAGGACUGACCAUUUUCAAAAUUGUUGAUAACUUCAAAGGCAAUUACCAUUAAUUAAAAAAAUUCAUGAACACCAGAAGGAAACAAUACACCGAGAGCCAGCAGAAAUAACAAGAGUCUGUAAACACUCAGAUGUGGGGAUUAUCAGAGAAUAUAAACAAUGUUUAUAUAUCUAAAGAAAUAAAACAGA
This is a messenger RNA of Nycticebus coucang (slow loris), 3609 nucleotides long. It is a transcript of the gene SAPCD2, whose product is annotated as suppressor APC domain containing 2. The record is from RefSeq and is a predicted model, not a curated record. The coding region runs from base 131 to 1318 and encodes 395 amino acids. NCBI's taxonomy places the organism in Eukaryota, Metazoa, Chordata, Mammalia, Primates, Lorisidae. The transcript has 6 exons.